CCGAUCCCCACUACUAAAUCUUCUCAACCUAUAACGAUCAUUAUUCAAACUAAUAAAUACCGCGGGCUGUGCCAUACCUCAAACGUGAAACGAUCGCAAUUCAGUUUAGCUCCAGUAGUCCAGUCUUAGUACAACCACUAAGCGCCGUCUCUUCGUGAUACUCUCAGCCAUCACCAUCAGUUACAUUGUUCACGAAAAGUGUUCUCUGAGCAAAUAAAAAUGAAGACAUCAAUCAGUAUCACUAUUAUCCUAAUUGUAUGUUUGAAGUGUUUGAACAUUGUUAUGGGGUCACCCUUACAUCAGCCGUUACACCGUGAUGAGCAUUAUAUGAAUCGGAUGCAACAGUUUUGCGGCCAGCAUCUAACUCAAGAGCUUGAAAUUUUAUGUGGGGGUGAUUACAAUGAUGUCAAUGAUAGUGCCCAUCCAAUGCAAAAAAGGAUCACUGAAGAAUGUUGCAGUAGACAAUGUUCCAGAAAUUACAUCAAAAUGAACUAUUGUAGUCCUUUAGCCGAAGAAAAGAUAUAUACUGAUUCGCCAGAUCUAAAUCCAAUAAAAGAAGUUGAUUACCUUGGAUAUUAUUUUGAAUUGCUUGGACGUAUAUUGGAGCCUAUGGUGGAGAACACCAGUACACCAAUUAACCAUUGACAACAACAACGAAAACACAAUAUAUAUAUUCAUUCAAUUUUUUUUUAUUAAUAUUAUGUAUAUGUAGUAAUGUAUUUAUAUUUUAU
Messenger RNA from Rhopalosiphum maidis (corn leaf aphid), 731 nucleotides. RefSeq lists its product as uncharacterized. Gene Ontology annotation, cellular component: extracellular region. The transcript has 5 exons. The record is from RefSeq and is a predicted model, not a curated record. Lineage: Eukaryota; Metazoa; Arthropoda; Insecta; Hemiptera; Aphididae. Gene Ontology annotation, molecular function: hormone activity. The coding region runs from base 220 to 645 and encodes 141 amino acids.